UUCCCGAAUCUAAUUCUUCAGGACCACCUCUUUUUAUCCUCCAUACCGUAAUAAUCCAAUCAGAUUCCAUUAAUUAAUUUGGCCCCUCUGAUUUCCCUUUCUAGAAUUGUUUGUACGCCAUGACCUCCACCUCUGCUGCUUCACGAAAGGCUUUGAGCAAGAUUGCAUGCAAUCGCCUACAGAAAGAGCUCACUGAAUGGCAGGUGAAUCCGCCAUCGGGUUUCAAGCGCAAAGAAACCGAUGACCUCCAGAGAUGGGUAAUUGAAGUAAACGGUGCACCAGGGACGCUGUAUGCAGGUGAAACAUACCAGCUACAGGUUGAUUUUCCGGAGCAUUACCCGAUGGAAGCGCCUCAGGUUAUAUUUAUACCUCCAGCCCCACUUCACCCUCACAUUUAUAGCAAUGGGCAUAUAUGUCUAGAUAUUUUGUAUGACUCGUGGUCCCCAGCUAUGACUGUUAGUUCAAUUUGCAUCAGCAUUCUCUCCAUGUUAUCGAGCUCGCCUGCCAAGGAACGUCCGGCCGACAAUGAUCGCUACGUGAAAAAUUGUAGGCACGGAAGAUCUCCAAAGGAGACGAGAUGGUGGUUCCAUGAUGAUAAAGUCUAGUAACUGAAUUAACUGAACCCCAUAAUACCAACUCGUAUAUGGGUUGGAAAUGUUGUAUUUCUUCCCUUUUGAAAAGAUUAGGGACUGAAAAUACUGUAAAAGAGCCACCAAAAAAAAAAAAAAAGAGGAAAAAAGAAGGUUCCCUUUCAAUAUGAAUCGCUCUAAAUGACAUGGAGGCAUUAAAGAAAACAUUUAGAAAGCUGCUGGGGACUAUUAUGCCAAGGUAGUUGUGUAGUAGUGAUGUUUCUCUACGGUCAUGUGUGAAGUUAAAGGCAAGAAAUCUCAAAUGAGGUAAAUUUGCUUUUCCAUUGCCAUAUUGCAAUUAUCUGUGAAACACGUUUUCUGAAGUUGUUUAAUGCUGAUUAGGGAUGGCAAUUAGUAUGUAGUUGUGUUAUGGAUGAUUGAACUAAGUCGGACGCUCGAUGCUAAGUUCUUCUGGUGAUCAUUGAAGACAUAUUUAUAUACUUAUGACUACACAGUAGUAGAUAGAAAAAUUGACAAAUUC
This is a messenger RNA of Olea europaea var. sylvestris, 1110 nucleotides long. Its product is annotated as probable ubiquitin-conjugating enzyme E2 18. The coding region runs from base 120 to 605 and encodes 161 amino acids. The record is from RefSeq and is a predicted model, not a curated record. The transcript is spliced from 6 exons. NCBI's taxonomy places the organism in Eukaryota, Viridiplantae, Streptophyta, Magnoliopsida, Lamiales, Oleaceae.